AUUGAAUUUCAACACAUGAUAUGAUACAUUCAAACAUCACUCUUUCUUUCUUCUUUCUUCUUUCUUCUUUCUUCUAACUUCUAAACACCUUCUCAAUUUUUCUUUCUUUUUCUUCUCCAUAAUAACAUUGUGAGCCACUUUUAAUGGACCUUACUCUUAAGCUUUCUCCUUGCGGUGAAAAUGUGGAAGAAAGGAAGUUGAUAAGGUCUUCUUCAUUGGUGGGUGGAGAGAUAAGAAGUGUUAGUGUUUCGAAUUGGUGUCCAUUUGGGUCAUCUAUAGAGAGAUCUUCAUCUCUUCCAAUUGAUGGUGGGGAGAGAAUGGUUCUAGAGAGGCAGAGAAAGGUGGCAGCUUCAGAGCUUCAUGGUCCAAGAAAUUCAUCUGAAGGAGUAGUUGCUUCCAGUUUCCAGAUAUCAACCAAACACGAAAACAAAUCAACGAUUUUCCCGAAAGCGACAAUCAAGGAAAUUCCAGUUCCGCCUAAGUCUACCGAUACUAAGAUUAAGAAUCAAACAAAAAAGCUUAAUCUCCCUAACUACUGCAGUCUUAAGGGUGAUGUGAUGGAGAAACUGAGACAAAUGCCGACCGUAACAACGACCGGAGACGGACCAAACGGUAAGAGAAUAGAAGGCUUUCUUUACAAGUAUAGAUCCGGUGAAGUUUGUAUCGUAUGCGUCUGCCAUGGUAGCUUCCUCACACCAAAAGAGUUUGUGAUUCAUGCUGGUGGAAAAGAAGUGGCUAAUCCAAUGAAGCAUAUCACUGUUUAUCCUGUCUCAUUUUAGAGAUCAAUGGUAACAAUGUCGAUUAUUUCGGCUUUCUUAGAAUGUAGAGUCCGGCCACCUCCAGGCGUAACAUCCCGGAUCCAAUUCAAGUACAUACUAAAGCUUCUAGAACAUUCUCCUCACCACUAGACCUUUAGUGAUCUGGAAGCAGUGGAUUCCUCCCUCCAAUGCAUCCAACAGUCUUUCACAUUCUCGUUUGAAAGUUAGCAAGUUAGUUAUCUCUUCCCCUAUAUGUGGAUGACGUCAUUUCAGGUA
Molecule: messenger RNA, 1034 nt
Organism: Lathyrus oleraceus (garden pea)
Lineage: Eukaryota; Viridiplantae; Streptophyta; Magnoliopsida; Fabales; Fabaceae
Product: ninja-family protein AFP3
Exons: 3
Coding region: 144-779 (211 amino acids)
Biological process (GO): signal transduction; negative regulation of DNA-templated transcription
Cellular component (GO): nucleus
Source: RefSeq, a predicted model, not a curated record